GCGUUAUACGCAGCCACUUCCUCUCAUUAUGUAAACAGUCAAGAUGGCGGCUUCCUGCGGGCUUCGCGCGCUCCUCGGUCAGAGUGUGAGCUGCUUCAGGUGUCCCGGUCACCUGAGACGGAUCUCCGCGUCACUCAGGUCCAUCGUUGAACCCGUCCGCCAUCACGCCGUCUCUGUGGUGGGAAAACGCUCGGCAUGCUGGGUAAACCCGGGACCUGAGUCCAGCAGGAGAACCUUCCAGAACCCAGCGGGUGGAGGAGCAGCGCUGUGGGCAGCAGUCGCUUUUUCUCUGUUCGGAUCCGGAGAAGAUCAGAGAGACGAAGCUCAGAGGAAGGAGGACGAGAUGGUCCUGCUGCUGAAGAAGGCCAAGCUCAGCAUGCAUCGAGGUCAGCUGCAGGCCGCCUCCGGGUUCCUUCAUCAGGCCAUCGUUCUGGCUCAUCAGAACCACAACAACCAGGCCAUCAUCUACACCUACAGCCUGAUGGCGAACUUGGCGUACGUUCAGGGUCAGCUGGACAGUGCAGAGAAGCUCUUCAAAGCAGCAAUGAGCUUCAUGCUGGCUGGAGGAACUCCUCAGGAUGACAACGCCGUCAUCGAGAUGUCUCUGAAACUGGCCACCAUCUACGCUGAGCAGAACAGGGCGGAGCUGGCGGAACACGGCUUCAGGUUCUGUACGGAGUCUCUGGAGGCCAAACUGGAGAAAUACAAGGAGCUGCAGGAAGACGAGCAGACAGAAGAGCAAGAGGUUCUGAGGAAGGAGACCCGCCUCCUGCUGGGUCUCUGUCUGGACUCCAGGGCUCGGUACCGGGCGGCAACUCUGCACCUGAAGCAGGCAGGACAGGACUACCUGGAUGCCCUGAACAUCUGCCGCCAGGAGCAGGGAGAGACACACCCACAGACUCUGGUGCUGAUGAGCGACCUGGCCACCAUCCUGGACCUGCAGGGUCGCCAUGACGACGCCCUGGUUCUGGUCCAGCAGGCAGUGGACCUGAGCCGCUCCGCCGGACACCCGGACCAACACGUGCUGCUGGGAAACCUGGCCGGCAUCCUGCUGCACACAGGACGGAUGGACGACUCGGUCCGGUUCUACCAGGAGGCUCUACAUCUGGCCCGGCAGGCUGGAGACCAGGAGGCCGUGGAGCGCAUCCAGGAGGGGCUGAGGGAGGUGAAGAAUAGGAGGAACCAGGAGAGGACAGAGGACGGGAAGGAAGCUGCACCGUGACCCAGGAGGACCAGAGUCCAGGGAAGCCUGAAGACCAGAACCAGGACCGGGUCUGGUCUGCAGUGUCUGCCUCCCAUCUGCAGAGUCCACAUGUGACCCUGACUUAGACCCAGUUUGUGUCCAUUUCUGUGUUUUUGUGUCUUCGUCCUUCAGAUGUCCACCAGGAGAACUGAGACCAGGAGACCCGACCCAGACUGUCCUGAGUCCAGAACCGUCCCGUUCAUUUUCGAGGUUCUGUUAAAUCCAGCUCAUAUGAUGCGUGUUUGGAGAUACGAUGUUCUAAUGUUCUGCUGCAGGUUCCCACGCUGGGGAACUUCCUGUUGUGUUGACUGAAGCCUUCAGAAUAAAAGCUCAGUGAUGACAGUAAA
Messenger RNA from Amphiprion ocellaris (clown anemonefish), 1590 nucleotides. RefSeq names its product tetratricopeptide repeat protein 19, mitochondrial-like. Lineage: Eukaryota; Metazoa; Chordata; Actinopteri; Pomacentridae. Gene Ontology annotation, molecular function: protein binding. The transcript is spliced from 11 exons. The record is from RefSeq and is a predicted model, not a curated record. Gene Ontology annotation, biological process: mitochondrial respiratory chain complex III assembly. Bases 44 to 1222 code for a protein of 392 amino acids. Gene Ontology annotation, cellular component: mitochondrial inner membrane.